Aspergillus bombycis is the source of this 1698-nucleotide messenger RNA. Its product is annotated as dolichyl-P-Man:Man(6)GlcNAc(2)-PP-dolichol alpha-1,2-mannosyltransferase. Gene Ontology annotation, cellular component: endoplasmic reticulum membrane. Gene Ontology annotation, molecular function: alpha-1,2-mannosyltransferase activity. The coding region runs from base 1 to 1698 and encodes 565 amino acids. The record is from RefSeq and is a predicted model, not a curated record. The transcript is spliced from 5 exons. Gene Ontology annotation, biological process: protein N-linked glycosylation. Lineage: Eukaryota; Fungi; Ascomycota; Eurotiomycetes; Eurotiales; Aspergillaceae.
AUGGCAUCUGCCAGGAAAACAACUGGGGUUCCCUCAAUGCCCACGGGGCAGGCACCGCGAUCCAAGAAACGACCCCCGCCGCCGCCCUAUUACCUUCCAUUGAAUAUAACGCUCUAUGUGUUCCUCAUCUCCAAUGCAAUUGCGGCGUUCCUUGCGCCCAUUCAGGAUUGUGAUGAGGUCUUCAACUUUUGGGAACCCACACAUUAUCUUGACCAUGGAUAUGGACUUCAGACGUGGGAGUACUCCCCGGUAUAUUCGAUCCGGAGCUGGCUCUAUGUGACCAUUCAUGCUAUUAUCGGGAAAGUAGCCUCCCUUGCUUUGGUUACGAAAAGCUCUCAGUUCUAUGCGAUCCGGUUUUUUCUAGCCCUCGUUUGUUCCGCCUGUCAGACCCGACUAUAUGCGGCAAUCUGUCGAACACUCAGCCCCAAAAUUGGCCUGUUCUUUCUUAUGAUCGUUGCGUUCAGCCCGGGCAUGUUUCACGCCUCCGCAGCAUUCCUUCCCUCCAGUUUUACUAUGUACAUGUCCAUGCUAGGUCUCACAGCCUUCUUGGAUUGGCGACGUCAGAAGAUCGCACAAGGAAUUAUGUGGUUUGGCCUCGGUGCGAUUGUCGGCUGGCCUUUUGCCGGUGCUUUGAUCGUUCCACUUCUGCUCGCAGAAGUUCUUGUCGGCUUUAUCUCGGGGUCCCUGGGGACUGUCAUCUCUGGUAUCUUUAGUGGAGCCCUCAGGUGUCUGGCAAUCCUAGCUGCGGAAAUUGCUGUGGACUAUGCUUUCCUCCGAAAAUUUGCUGUUGUCCCUUGGAAUAUCGUCGCCUAUAACAUCUUUGGAGGAGAAGGCAAGGGCCCAGAUAUCUUCGGCCAUAUUCCGACCCCAAUCGACCAAGAAGGAGAUGCCGCUACGAACCUUGCUGUAAUUGCGCCAUUUUAUAUGUGGUUUGCGAUCUUCACCGCUCAGCCUCACAAGGAAGAAAGGUUCAUGUAUCCCGCGUACCCUUUCCUUGCUCUCAAUGCGGCGAUCGCAAUCCACAUCAUCCUAUCCUACGUUGGGUCUAAAGACUCGAAAGGGGCCAAAGGAAGCUUGUUAGCCCAAGCCAAGCUUACCAUCGUGGCGGCUGUUGUUCUUGCCGCUAUCAAUGCUGGCUUGCUGCGGACCGUCGGAAUGAUCACCGGCUACAACGCCCCUCUGAAGGUGUUCGAACCGCUCCAGCGGCUGGGCAUUCCCCAGACGGGCGACUCGGUAUGCUUCGGUAAAGAGUGGUACCGAUUUCCAUCUUCGUUCUUCCUCCCUGAUGGCAUGCGGGCCAAAUUUAUCCGCAGCGAAUUCCGGGGGUUGCUCCCUGGGGAAUUUCCCGAUGCCACGGAUUAUCCUGCUCUUUUCGACGGUACAUCGCAGAUCCCCGCAGGCAUGAACGACUUGAACCUGGAGGACCCAGGCAAAUACGUUGACAUCUCCCAAUGCUCAUUCCUGGUGGACUCGUACUUCCCAAGUCGCGAUGCAACCGAGCUGGAGCCCGACUAUAUCCAUGACGAGUCACAGUGGGAGGUGAUGUCGUGCAAGCACUUCCUCGAUGCUUCGCACACGGGCCUUAUAGGCCGCCUGAUCUGGGUGCCUGAUCUGCCGGGGCUGCCGGAUCAAGUGCAGCGUAAAUGGGGGCAAUAUUGCCUCCUGCGGCGGCGUGAUGUCAGCGCCGAGACGGAUUAA